AUGGCCGACUCAAACCAGUGCAUUCCAUCUCUUGUUCAGAUCUGUCAACGCGUGGCGGCAGCUCAUGUAGACAGCAUAUGCAGCCUAGGUGAUGGCUGGCGGUACGAUUUGAUCGAGCCUGUGGUUGAGAAUUGCUCUCCGGACACACUGCUCAGACUCGAGCAAGCUAGCCCGUACAUUGAGAAGGACACCGAGGGAAUCUGGAAAAAGCUAUGCUUCCAGCGUUACCCUCUAGCUGCAGAACAAUAUCAGUCCGAUUGCCCCGGAGAGCCAGAAUCAUGGCGAGAUGCAUUCUUUGUUUUGAAAGACAUGGAAGCCAAACGAUUGGAAGAAGUAACCUCCCGUCUCCGAACACAGCGUCAAGAAGAAGCGGACCGCAAGAAGGAAACACAGAUUAAGAUUACGGACAAGGUACCUACGGCUAAGCGAGCCCGUGGAUGGGGCCCUACUAUGCCGAAGUCAUUACUGCAGAAGACACGAUCGGAGGCUGCCCGUAUGCAGAAGGGCAUAUAUGGCAUGCGUAUGGCGCCUCCUAUGCCGACGACCAAGAAUUACUCUGUCCAGCCGAAUACUGUUACUCUGGCGGCUGAUACUAUGCACCACCCUCCCUCAUCCUCGUCGUCGACCUCAUCUGCGAGCCCCCAAGGCAGUCGUGUCACCGUUAAGGCUGUGACCGUUCGCCGUCGCACGGCAAGUUCUAGUACGAAGUCAAUCAAGCGCACAGCACCGCCUCCCCCGUCAGUGAAAUCUCCGCAGACACCGUCUUCUCCGGCUGAUGAACUUGUAAUCACGCCGAAGCCACCAAUAUCGAAGAAGGACCGAAUGGCAUCUCUUUUUAUGCCGAAACACCGUGCACAUUCACAACUGCCGUCACAAACAGCGCCUUCCCGUCACGACCUGCGAUCUCGUGCAUGA
Messenger RNA from Sparassis crispa, 915 nucleotides. RefSeq lists its product as hypothetical. Lineage: Eukaryota; Fungi; Basidiomycota; Agaricomycetes; Polyporales; Sparassidaceae. Gene Ontology annotation, biological process: transcription elongation by RNA polymerase II. The record is from RefSeq and is a predicted model, not a curated record. Gene Ontology annotation, cellular component: nucleus; elongin complex. The coding region runs from base 1 to 915 and encodes 304 amino acids. The transcript has 7 exons.